CUGCUGCUGUUUGGCAUCAUCUUAUGAUGUCAUCAGAGGAGUACGACGCGGACUGUUUUGGUUUGUACAGCGAUGAGAACGAUGUGCUGCUGAAGGCGACGGCAACAACAACAUCAUUGGAAGCAGAAGCUGAGUGUAAGCUGCAACCCCCACAGCAGGCGAAGAGCGCAGCGAUUGCCCUGCCACCACCAACAACACUGCAGCCUCUACAGGCAAGCAACGGGAACGGCAACGGCAACGGCAACGGCAACAGUCUCACAAAUAUACCAAUACAAAUAAACGGUAGCGACGACGCGGCGAAUUGCGGCGAAAACGCUAGCGAAGCGGAGAAGCAUUGCAAAGGCAAAGGCAGCAGCGAUUCGGACGACGACGACAACGACGAGGGCGACUCUGACUCGGACGACGUCGUCGUAAUCGAAGGCAACUGCAAGGCGACGACGACGACGACUGUAGCGGCGGCAGCGCCAGCCAACAGUAACCGUCGCAGUCGCAGCCGCAGUCGCAGUCGCAGUCGUAGUAGUCGCCGCAACGCACACAAACGACAAAUCAGUCAGUCAACGGCCGUCGACAAGACAACAACGUGCGCGGCUAAAAAACCAGUGACUACAGCACCGACAGCAACCAAAGUUGCCAACAAUUGUAGUAACAGUAACAACAACACGAACUCGACAUCGACAGCGAGCUUAGUGAGAAAUCGUCGCACGCGCACGCGAUCCUUGAGCAAAGACAGCAGCAAUAUCAGUAACAGUAAUAGUAAUUUAAACAGUAACAGUGUUGGUAAUAGUGUUAACAAUAAUAGCUGCAGCAACGGCGGCGCAACGGCAACCGCUGCCUUCAUGAGUAGCGCUGCUGCGGCUACUGCGGGUGCCGCUGGUGGUGCACUCUACACUAACAACAGCAACAACAAUAACAGCAACACAAACAACUCGAACCCAAGUCCAAUYGCAACAACAAUUGCCACACCAGCAACAACAACAUCAGCUACAGCUUUAUCCGGCUGCAGUUCGCCGGGCUCCGUGAACUCCGCUUCAUCGCUGCUGACGGCAGCCUUUGGCAAUCUCUUUGGCGGCUCCUCGGCGAAAAUGUUAAACGAGCUGUUCGGGCGGCAAAUGAAGCAGGCACAGGAUGCCACCAGUGGGCUGCCACAGACUCUGGACAAUGCAAUGUUGGCAGCAGCCAUGGAGACGGCCACCAGUGCCGAGCUGCUAAGUGCGGCCGGGCUGGUCAACAGUCUCAAUACCAGUAAAUUGCUCAAUAACAACAACAAUAACAACAACAACAUACCGCUCAGCAAUGGCAGCAAUAUCAAUGCCUCGAUAUCGCCAGGAUCGGCGCAUUCCUCGACGCCCAAAGGCGGCAACAGUCGCCGUGUGUCGAACAGCAGCGAUCGAUCGCUGGAUGGAAAUMUUGGGGCAGCGGCAGCAGCAGCAGCAUCUGAUGUUGCUGGUGGCUCGCCGCCGCGUGCUGCUUCGGUGAGUUCGUUGAACGGUGGCGCCAACAACACGCACGAGCAACAGCAGCAGCAGCAGCAGUUGCAGCACGAUUUGGUUGCACAUCACAUGCUGCGAAAUAUAUUGCAGGGCAAAAAGGAGCUGAUGCAGCUCGAUCAGGAGCUGCGCACUGCUAUGCAACAGCAGCAGCAGCAACAACAGCAGCAACAGCAGGAGAAGCAACAACAGGAACUCCACUCCAAGCUCAACAACAAUACCACCAACAACAACAAUAACAACAACAACAACAAUGUUGUCUCUGAGAGCAUCAACCUGAUCGAGGACUGUGAAAUGCCAGAGAUCAAAAUCAAAAGUGAGCCCGAGCUGAUGGGCACGCAUGCAACAACACAUGCGCCACACUCGCCACACGGCGGCAGCAGCCACAGCCACAGCAGCAGCAGCAGCAGCAACAGCCACAACAGCAGCAGCAACAGCAUCGCCAGCAAUGGCAGCCUGCGACGCAAGUCCUCCGAUUCCCUGGACAGCAUGCAGCGCGAGGAGCGUGCCACGCCUGCAGCGGUGGCCGAGUCACAGCUGCAGAAUGAAGUGCUGCCCACCAAAAAGGAGACCGUGGAGGAUAUGCUCGAGGAGGUGGAGCUGCUGGGCCUGAGUGGGCAUGGCCAUUCGCGCAACUCGGAUCUGGAGUCGCUGUCGUCGCCCAGCCACUCGGACAUGAUGCUGCUGGCAAACAGCAAGGACGAGGUGCUGGACAACGACGACAUCAUCGAGGACGACGAGGACGACGAGGAUGAUGACGACGAUUGCAUUGAGACCAAACGGGACGCCAACAGCAGCUCCACCUGUCUGAAGAAACCGGGCAUGGAGCUGAAGCGCGCACGCGUCGAGAACAUCGUGUCCAGCAUGCGAUGCAGUCCCUCCUCGGUCACGGCGCAGGCCGGCCAGCUGCAGGUGAAUGGCUGCAAGAAGCGCAAGCUUUACCAGCCCCAGCAGCAUGCCAUGGAACGCUAUGUGGCCGCUGCGGCGGGCCUCAACUUCGGACUCAAUCUGCAGAGCAUGAUGCUCGACCAGGAGGACAGUGAGUCCAACGAGCUGGAGUCGCCGCAGAUCCAACAGAAGCGCGUCGAGAAGAAUGCGCUCAAGUCGCAGCUGCGCUCCAUGCAGGAGCAGCUGGCCGAGAUGCAGCAGAAGUACGUGCAGCUGUGCACGCGCAUGGAGCAGGAGUCAGAGUGCCAGGAGCUGGACAAUGACAAUGAACAGGACAUGGAAAGCAUGGAGCAGGAGCAUGAGCAAGAGCAGGAACAGGAGCCGGAGCCAGAGCAGGAGCCGCAACAAAACGAUGACAUCGAUCUCUCCCAUUCGCCCACGCUCAGCGAGUCGACGCCCAAGGAUUCAGUGGAGCGGGCUGGCUCCAGUUCGCCCACGCUGAAGCCGCAGAGCAACAGCAGCAACAAGAGCAGCAGCGACAAUACCGCCGUCACCACGCCCAACAUGCUCACCCAGAUGAUGAGCAAAAUGAUGUCCGGCAAGCUGCAGCAGCACAAUCCCCUAGUGGGUGUGCCGCACCCUGCGCUGCCGCAAGGCUUUCCGCCUCUGCUGCAACACAUGGGCGACAUGUCGCAUGCCGCUGCAAUGUACCAACAGUUCUUCUUCGAGCAGGAGGCGCGCAUGGCCAAAGAGGCUGCCGAGCAGCAGCAGCAGCAACAGCAACAGCAACAGCAGCAACAACAGCAGCAGCAGCAACAGCAGCAACAACAACAGGCGCAACAAGAGCAGCAACGUCGCUUUGAGCAGGAGCAGGARCAGCAGCGACGCAAGGAGGAGCAGCAGCAGCAGAUUCAGCGCCAACAGCAACAUCUGCAACAGUUGCAACAACAGCAGCAGCUCGAGCAACAUGUUGCCGCUGCCACACCACGCGUCCAGCUCCAUCCACCCGCUCGCUUGCCUACGCGCAUGGGUGGCGCCGCUGCCGCACACAGCGCACUGAAGUCCGAGCUGUCCGAGAAGUUCCAAAUGCUGCGUCAGCAGAGCAGCAACAACAACAGCAGCAGCAAUAGCUCGAUGAUGCGCAUGUCCGGCACCGAUCUGGAGGGCCUGGCCGAUGUGCUCAAGUCGGAGAUAACGACAUCGCUGUCCGCCCUGGUGGAUACGAUUGUCACUCGGUUCGUGCACCAGCGGCGCCUCUUCAGCAAGCAGGCGGACUCGGUGACCGCAGCUGCCGAGCAGCUCAACAAGGAUCUGAUGCUGGCCUCCCAGAUACUCGAUCGCAAGUCGCCGCGCACCAAGGUCGUCGCGGAUCGCGGCCACGGCGGCAGCAGCAGCAACGCCARCUCGGGCGCCCAGAGCGGAUCGGCAUCGGCCAUACAAUCAGGUAACAAUAACGCCUCACUACUACUAGCUAAUAGUCAGCAGCAAGCGAGUCAGGGUCAGGGCAACAGCAGCAGCAGCACCAGCAGCAGCACUGUCAGUCAACAGCAGCAGCAGCAACUUGCACAGCAACAGCAGCAGCAGCAACAGGCCGCACAACAACAGCACCAACAGCAGCAACAGCAACAGCAGCCUCUCAAUCAAUCGCAAGUGAUGUCUGCAAUGGCAGCUGCACAGCAGCAAUUGCCCAAUUGCCAGCAACUGAUUGCUGCGCCCCGUCUCAAUGGCAAUCAAUUGUCGUUUGCCUCACCCGCGGCCGCUGCUGCCGCCGCCAUGGGCCUGCAAAUGCAUCAUGCUGCCGCCGCGGCUGCCAUGCAGCAGCAGCAACAGCAGCAGCAACAGGCGAGCGAUGUGGCUGUUGCUGGAAGCAAUGCGGUCAAUAGUGUUAAUCAAUCGAAUGCAACUAACAAUAGCUUAAGUUCACUUAAUAUACCACCACCUCACAUACGUCCCUCGCCCACAGCAGCGGCCAUGUUUCAGGCGCCCAAAACGCCGCAAGGCAUGAAUCCGGUAGCUGCGGCAGCGCUCUACAAUUCGAUGGCAAGUCCCUUCUGCCUGCCGCCCGAUCAACAGCAGCAGCAGCAACAGCAACAGCAGCAGCAGCAGGCCGCACAGCAGCAGCAACAGCAACAGCAGCAGCAGCAAACCGCCCAACAGACGCAACAGCAGCUGGAGCAGAACGAGGCAUUGAGCCUGGUGGUGACACCGAAGAAGAAGCGUCAUAAGGUGACCGAUACACGCAUUACUCCGCGCACCGUCAGCCGGAUUCUGGCUCAGGAUGGCGUUGUGCCGCCCAGUGGACAGGCAGCGGCCGCAGCAGCAGCAGUUGCUGCCGUACAACAGCAACAACAGCAGCAGCAGCAGCAGCAACAGCAGCAACAGCAGCAGCAGCAGCAGGGUAACAACGGCAGCAGCAACAACAACAAUGCCACGCCCGCACAGAGCCCAACGGGCCGCGGUCAAUCCUCUGGCACGUACCACCCGCCUCCACCACCACCACCACCCAUGAUGCCAGUGUCCUUGCCCACAUCGGUGGCCAUACCAAAUCCAUCGCUACACGAAUCCAAGGUCUUUUCGCCGUACAGUCCAUUCUUUAAUCCGCAUGCGGCGCCGGGUCCACACGGUCCGCCACAUGGGGGCCAGCCCACCGCUGCACAAAUGCACCACCAGCACCACCAUCAGAUGCAGCUCUCAUCGAGUCCGCCCGGCAGCCUUGGCGCUCUAAUGGACUCGCGCGACUCACCGCCACUGCCACAUCCGCCAACGAUGCUACAUCCCGCUCUACUGGCAGCCGCCCACCAUGGCGGCUCGCCGGACUACAAGACCUGCCUGCGAGCCGUCAUGGACGCCCAGGAUCGGCAGUCCGAGUGCAACUCGGCCGACAUGACAUUCGAUGGCAUGCAGCCUACUUCUUCAACAUUGACACCGAUGCACCUGCGCAAGGCCAAGCUGAUGUUCUUCUGGGUGCGCUAUCCCAGCUCGGCGGUGCUCAAGAUGUACUUCCCGGACAUCAAGUUUAACAAGAACAACACAGCACAAUUGGUGAAAUGGUUCUCGAACUUCCGAGAAUUCUACUACAUACAAAUGGAGAAAUAUGCACGACAAGCUGUCACUGAAGGCAUCAAGACACCCGAUGAUCUGUUGAUUGCUGGAGAUAGUGAAUUAUAUCGCGUGCUCAAUUUGCACUACAAUCGCAAUAAUCACAUUGAGGUACCCCAAAAUUUUCGCUUUGUGGUCGAACAGACACUGCGUGAAUUUUUCCGUGCAAUACAGGGUGGCAAAGACACCGAGCAAUCGUGGAAGAAAUCCAUAUACAAAAUAAUCUCACGCAUGGACGAUCCCGUGCCCGAGUACUUCAAGUCGCCGAAUUUUUUAGAGCAGCUGGAAUAAGUGGAGGAGUUGGCUAUGCCAACGAUGCCACCACCUCUCGAUCAUUCUACGAACCCUGCUACAACAACAACAACAUCAGCUACUACAACACUAACAGCUACAACAAGAACUACUGCAACAACAGCAAUGCCGAAAGCGAAGCGAAGACAAAAGUUAAAAAGUUAAAUCUACGUAAGAAAUACAACUGGAUAUAAUGCAAAGUAUCAUUGUAUUAUUGAACAAACAACAACAACAACAAUAACAAGAGGCAACACACAUUUACAUAAGUAAUCGCAAUAUUUAGGCCUCUCGUCGAAAUUUUAAGGUAGAAACACAAACAAC
Drosophila arizonae is the source of this 6086-nucleotide messenger RNA. RefSeq names its product homeobox protein prospero (gene pros). Gene Ontology annotation, biological process: regulation of transcription by RNA polymerase II. Lineage: Eukaryota; Metazoa; Arthropoda; Insecta; Diptera; Drosophilidae. The record is from RefSeq and is a predicted model, not a curated record. Gene Ontology annotation, cellular component: nucleus. Gene Ontology annotation, molecular function: DNA-binding transcription factor activity, RNA polymerase II-specific; RNA polymerase II cis-regulatory region sequence-specific DNA binding.